Stegostoma tigrinum is the source of this 3956-nucleotide messenger RNA. RefSeq names its product low density lipoprotein receptor a (gene ldlra). Gene Ontology annotation, molecular function: protein binding; calcium ion binding. Lineage: Eukaryota; Metazoa; Chordata; Chondrichthyes; Orectolobiformes; Stegostomatidae. The record is from RefSeq and is a predicted model, not a curated record. The coding region runs from base 39 to 2666 and encodes 875 amino acids. The transcript has 18 exons.
GGGAGGGCUGCUUCAUAUUCGCUGAGUGAGGAACCGGCAUGUACCUAACGGCCACCAUGGAGAAAGCGAUCGUUUUGCUCUUGUUGCCACUUCUUACAGCCUGCUUGUUGGGUGAUGCCGUCGCUGCUGUGACUGGACUUUGUGAUAAGGAUCACUUCCAAUGCGGUGAUGGAAAGUGUAUUCGCGUACACUGGCUGUGUGAUGGGCAGUCUGAAUGUGAUGAUGGUUCAGAUGAGUCACUGGAGACGUGUAAGAAUAAGACCUGUAGUGCUCUUGAGUUCAGUUGUGGUGGUCGUGUUAACAAGUGUAUCCCCACAUCCUGGCGCUGCGACUCCCAAAAGGACUGCGAAAAUGGCUCAGAUGAAGAGAACUGUCCUGCACAUGUCUGCAAAGACCAUGAAUUCCAAUGCCAUGAUGGGAAUUGCAUCUCUUCAAAGUUUGUCUGUGAUGAAGACAGGGACUGUGCUGAUGGCAGUGACGAAGAGGCAUGUCCAGAGCGGACCUGUGGACCUCACUUGUUCCAGUGUGUCAAGAGCAAGCUUUGUAUCCCAAAGCUGUGGGCCUGCGAUGACGAUCCAGAUUGCCCUGAUGAGUCAGAUGAGUGGCCACAGAACUGUGGACGGUCCUCUACCUUUGCACCACCUAAUCCCUGUUCUGCCCUGGAAUUCCAUUGUGGCAGUGGAGAGUGCAUCCACAUGAAAUGGCGCUGUGAUGGUGGUGUAGACUGUCGUGAUCAGUCUGAUGAAGCAGGCUGUGCUGUGACAACUUGUCGGCCAGAUGAAUUUCAGUGUAAUGAUGGGACCUGUAUUCAUGGAAGCCUCCAGUGUAAUAAGGAGUUCAACUGCCAUGAUCAGAGCGACGAAGUUGGCUGUGUAAAUGUGACCAAGUGUGAGUCUCCACACAAGUUCAAAUGCACAAGUGGUGAAUGUAUAAUGAUGGACAAAGUUUGUGACAAUCAGCGGGACUGCAGAGACUGGUCUGAUGAGCCCUUGAAAGAGUGUGGUGAAAAUGAAUGUCUGAAUGACAAUGGUGGCUGCUUUCACAUCUGCAAAGAUCUGAAGAUUGGCUACAAAUGUCUCUGUCGUCCUGGCUUCAGACUAAUUGAUAAUGCAAAGUGUGAGGAUAUCAAUGAGUGUGAGAAUCCAGACACAUGCAGCCAAAACUGUAUCAACCUGGAAGGAGGAUUUAAGUGUGAGUGUAAGAAAGACUAUCAUAUGGACCCAGUGACCAGGCAAUGCAAAGCUAUUGGUACGGUUGCCUACUUGUUUUUCACCAAUCGGCAUGAGGUCAGAAAGCUUACCCUUGAUCGGAGUGAAUAUACACAAUUGAUCCCCAGGCUGAAGAAUGUCGUGGCACUAGACAUGGAGGUGGCUGCAAACAAGAUCUACUGGGCUGAUCUGUCUCAGAAAAAAAUUUUCAGUGCCCACAUGGAUAAAGCUGAGAACUCUUCCCAUCAUUCUACUGUUAUUGAGACUGAAAUCCAGGCACCAGAUGGCUUGGCUGUGGACUGGAUUCACCAGAACAUAUACUGGACAGACUUUGUAUCCAGCACCAUCUCUGUAGCUAACACAGCUGGAACAAAGAGGAAAGUUCUAAUCAAAGAACAACUUUCAAAGCCCAGGGCUAUUGCAGUGGAUCCAGUUCGUGGCUUCCUAUAUUGGAGUGAUUGGGGCUCCCCUGCUAAGAUUGAAAAAGGAGGUUUGAAUGGAGUGGACCGUAUGCAACUGGUAACUGCAGGAAUUGAAUGGCCAAAUGGAAUCACCCUGGACUUGGUGAAUCAGCGGCUCUACUGGGUGGACUCCAAGCUGCAUACUUUGUCUAGUAUUGGUGUUGCUGGAGACAACAGGAAAACUUUGAUCAUCUCUCCAGAGAAACUGACUCAUCCCUUCUCCAUCGCAUUGUUUGAGGACAAGAUAUUUUGGACUGAUAUUGAUCAUGAAGCCAUUUUCAGUGCCAACAGACUCACAGGAGGCGAUAUUCUAACAGUCGUUGAGAACCUUGAUGUUCCUCAAGAUAUUGUUCUCUACCAUCAUCUCCGCCAACCCAAAGGUAUUAACUGGUGUGAACAGAACGGGCUGAUAAAUGGUGGCUGUGAAUACUUGUGCCUUCCAGCACCACAGAUCAACAUUCAUUCUCCAAAAUACACUUGCGUUUGCCCUGAUGGCAUGCAGCUGGGGCCGGACAUGAGAAAAUGUAUUCCAGCUCAUGUCAUGCCUACCAAGUUAAACACAGACAAAACUUUAAAUGAUCCUAACCAUGCUAAGACAGCUACAACCAGCAGCUCCACUACAAUGAGGAAAAUGAUCUCCCAGUCUUCCAACGUUUCCUCAGACAGCACUGUACACUCAGCAUUCCCUACUGGUCAUGAGAUGCUGACUGUUUCACAUCAAGCAGGGGGUGAGAUUGCAGUUAAAGCAGCUACAGAAGGCCACAGAGGAGCUAAUGCCUUGUGGAUUGUUUUGCCCCUUGCCAUCCUGUCAUUGCUUGCUACUGCAGUUUAUUUCAUUUGGAAAAACUGGAAACUGAAGAACACCAACAGUAUUAACUUCGAUAACCCCGUCUACCAGAAAACCACUGAAGAUGAUGAAGUACAUAUCACCCGGAACCAAGUCGGGUACACUUAUCCUACGAGAGCUGUUGUGAGUUUAGAAGAUUAUGGUGCUUGAUACAAGGAGCCUGACAAAGUGCCUCUGGAGUGAUUUGCUGCUUAUGGACCUAGACUUUAAUUCUGCUGUUUGCAGAUACCCUACAGUACUGUCAUGUUUGUUUAUUUGUGUUUAUUUUCUUUUAAACACUCCCUCUUCUAAAUAUUUCAGCAUAGCCACUCCAUGUACAUGGUGUUUUUGGUUAGGUUACUUUAAAUUUUUUGCACUUGUGCUGUUACUGUGGAUGUUUUUAUAAUUUUGAAGGAUUUUCAGAGACACUCUGGAAAUGACUGAGCUUUAGUUCUUGUUAAGGGCAAAAACAUUUUCUUUUGGAAAUUUUUUAUAAAAAUUCCCUGACUGAAGAUGUCUGAUUUACUUCUGACAAUUCAGAAGACACUGGUGCAGUUUUCAGUUGCUGAAUGACUGAAGAGAAGGACUGUGUGUGUGAGUGUGUGAUCGAUCAGAGUUGUGCCUACGCUGUUUGGUAAAUUGCAUGCAUUCUCCAUGUAUGGUUGCGUGUAGGGACAAAAGCCAGUUUUAAGGUGGCAUUUUCCUCACCAUCCUCUACAACCUGUUGUUUGUCAAAUGUUUUUCAAGAAGUCUGGCGUUUUGCUUGAUUCACCAAUACUAGAAUUGUAUAUAAUCAUGCAUUGAAUUGGAAUACACUGGACUUUAAUAAAGGCUGUGUUAGAUAGUGUGGAUACUUGCCAUCAUCCCCUGUACUUUAUAGGGGCAUGUCUAUCCCUUACUACUGAGCCUGACAGACUUGCUUCCAAAAAGUUGGUGCCAGACCAUAAACCAAGCUUGCUUUUUUUGUGAAUAUGUAUAUACUGUACAGAUGGUGUUUUGUUUUUUCAGAAGGAAUAGUUUUUAACUGCAAAGUUAAUGUUUUUAAUUUAUUUACCCAGUAUCUCAGCCUCUCCUCCUGAUUUUUGUGCAGCCUUUGUAUAUUUCAAGGUGUUGGUGCUGAGUUUAAAUAUGUACCCAGUCCUAUGUGCACAGCAAACCUUUUUUCCUUCUGUCUUGUUUAUAAAAUGUAUAUGUUUACAGAAGCUGCUUUCUGACAGCCUAUCAGAAUGGAUUUGUCUUUCUACAUAGAUUUACACAGAGCAUAUAUUUAUUUAUUAAAAAAAAAUUUUUUAAAGUGGAGCCUGUUACACUGAAGGUCAGGCACCCACUCUACUGGCCAAGUAAAUGUAGGAGCUCCUGCAAUCGGUGAGGUUUCUUUUUUUUUGUGAUUUUAGCCUGAUCCAAUACCAUUUCAGACAGUGUAGUUAAUAUUCUACAUGCUUGUCUGAUGCUCUCCCCCCC